AUGAAGUCAUCCUUGAUCGGCGACCUGCAGAAGGAAGCUGGUCGUGUGAGUCUGAUUGCUGGGCAAGGUGGAGAUGGUGACAAUCUGCAUGAAAAGACCGUCUAUGUUUAUGAUACGACAGAGUUUCCUGCGCACCUGGCCGAGGAGUACUUGCAAUUUCAGGAUGACAUGAGCCGAAUCUACAACAAGGUCAAAGCUGAGUUGACACUGGCCGAGAGUGGAUCGCUUUGUCCUGGUGCAGAGCUGUACAUCCCAUGGGCAAACAUUGGGAUCUUCGUGGCGGUCACAGCAGCAGUGGUCUUCCUGGCACGGAUCGGUUGCAAGCUGGAUUGGCCGGGCGGAUGGGGCCGCCGUCAGAUCUCCUCGAUGAAAUCAGGGAGAGCAUCAUUGAUCGAAGCUGAUGUGGAGGAGAGCUACCAGGGCCUUAAUGGUCCUUCAAUUGAGGAUAGCCAACUGGUGAAUCGCAGCUAA
This is a messenger RNA of Durusdinium trenchii, 471 nucleotides long. The record is from the annotation of a GenBank genome assembly. Lineage: Eukaryota; Dinophyceae; Suessiales; Symbiodiniaceae.